CAGUAAUGUACAUGACGGUUGCCCUUUUGUGUGCGAGCGAUAAGAUUUGUUGGAUGUUUUUCAUACGAAGCAAAAUAAAUUACAAUUUUAUUAUCGCACAUAUUUAGUUUACUAAAAUCAUUGACCAAACAAAGUAUAAAACAUGGUAAUUUACUGUUUUUUUUAUUCUUGUCUGAAAAGUUUUUGAACCGUAAUACUAAACAAAAUAAAAUCAAUCUAAAUGCUUGAGAUUAAAAAAUAAAUUUUAUUAAUGUUAUUCAUAAUUUAAUCGUACAGCAAUGUUUCGCUUGCUGCUGUACGCACUCGACGAUCAGGUUUUGUUCGGUGUACAGUGCGCUACCGUGAGAUGAAAAGAAAUCAUACGAGUGAGAGCGAGUAAGAGAAUACCGCUCUGCUCCCACUCGCUCACACUCACGCUCACUUACGAUUUGUUGUUGUGCGUUCUCACUUGCACACACACGGCCGAUCAGUGCGAGCGUCUUAUCUCGUCCGGUGUGUAGUGCAGCAGAACAAGAGAGGAGCGACGUUGCCAGUUCUAUCGUUAUUUAUUUUUUAUCUCUCUGUCUCCCACACACACACACACUCACACAAAAAACACCACCGUCGUGCAGGCUCCGCUUGCGUUUUUUUUAGUUCUUGCUUGCGUGUGAGUGUUCCUUCUUUUGCUGUGUGUGCGAUCGCAACGAGCAAGUGAACAGCGCACUGAAUGCAGCAAGCAAAGCAGCAGGACCGCAUUUGUAUAGGAGUUGCACAGCGCGUCGGACGCACUACCCGGAGAGACCAGCGCACCUACCUGGGCUGCUAAGAAAGGGACUCGGCAUACACAUUUGCUCGCAUUUUGGACGCCAUCACCAACGUUACUGCGUGUGUUCCGUGGCCACAGUGCCAAACGAGUGUAAAGUGUGUGUGUGUUGCGUAGCCUGCAGAGCCUAAUCUUGUGCCGUGGCAGUACCGUUUUCGAAACGUUUUCUACCAGAAGAUUGUGCGAAACGAACCAAAACGACUAAGAACGAUCGAAUAUCGAACGAAAAAUUUAAGUGUGCCUUUUUGUUUUGUGUGUCUUCCUGAGAGUUCUAAAGUCUGGUACCGAUAUCAGAUAAGUGUAUGCAGUUGCUGCAGGAAUAAAAACAAAGUAAGUGAGACAAAAAUCUGACCCUUCGACACCUUUCCCCACGAGAAAGGGUUAAUCGUGUGCAUUGCGUCAGUGUGAUAUUGUGCAAGUGCAAGUGAGCCCGCCCGAACCGGCCCACUAAUAAACAUCAAUUGAGGGUGCAACAGCCGACUUGUUGCAAGUGCAAUCAACAAUUGACAGCAAUUGAAAGUGGCUUGCAGCGCGCAUCCUCCAGCGUGGAUAAGCCAACGUGCCGACAGUGACGACCCGAUACCGAUGAAGAUGCCAUUUAUGUCGAUCUUUCUCGAGAGUCCUGAUUGAUAAGAGUUUGAAAGGAGAAGAGUGAAAGAGGAGAAGAGUUCUGUUUGUAACUGUGCCACUGUACUGAACAGCACAUCACCUGUGCCGGAGGUGAAAUAUUCUGUCUAAAUCUCGACUAACUACUGCCAAUCACCGUGGCCAAAGUGUUACAAGUGUUCACGUAACGAUUAAGUGAUUUGAGGUAGACCAAAGACAAGGAAAAUAUAAGAAAAAACGAAACAAAACAACUCAACCCAAGAAAGUGCUAGUGACUCCGUGUUGGUGUGCGUGUAGUUCGUAAUGGCCAAACCGUUUAUGCUGCCUGAAUCCGGCCCAGGCGGAGGAUCAUCUUCGUCUGGUGCGGGUCCUCCCACAAAUGCACCAUCCAACUCCAGCACCGGUGCUGGCAGCACGGCGCCCAACACUCCGGCACCGAUCGGCACUGGCAGUGCCGCCAGUGUCAAUGGUUCAGGUGCUCCCGGGCAUAUACCGUCGGCACCAAUCCCCGUGGCCGGUACUAAUUCGUCCCAGCAGUAUCAUCUGCAGCAGCUGCACCAUCAUCACCAGCAGCUGCAGCAGCACUACCAAUCCUACCAAGGAUGGCAUGGGGCACUGCUGACCGUGCCCGGGUCAUCGGUCAUCGGUGGCAGUCUGCCGGUCGAAUCGCAUCUGAUGAUGCCAAUGACUCCGCCGGCCAGUGGAUUUGCUACGGCCGUUCAGACACCUCAGAUGGCACCGGUCAAUGAGCAGUUGGUGCAGGCCCUGUACGAGGCCAUCCAUCGCUGUUCACUGGGAGAUGGUCCUCCAACGCCUCUGUCCCAGUCACCCCCGAGCGCUUCCUGCAGUCCGUUCGCUAACGGAGGCUACUACGGUUCGGGGCAAGUGUUCUUCCCAAGGACGCCCGCGCACACCAACGGUGGACGCAAUGGUGCACGUGUGUUCUUCCAGCAGACACCCACUCUUCCGUACACACAGAUGCCCCCGUCACAGCCUACACCCGGUUCAGCAACAAGCCAUUCCAGUAGCAGCGGUAUUAGCAGCUCCCUCGACACACCAUCGUGUUCAUCCGGUACACCGCACUAUCACCAAGGUCACCAACUUCAACCGAUCCAGUUCAACUGGCAGGAUGAUGGUGACUCGAGCGAAUCGGAAGGAUCCACGUCACAGGCAACCUCCUCGUCCGGGUGUAGUCCGCACUGUUUGGGGAUGGAUGGUGGAGCGAGCAGUUCAUUCGGCAGCAUCCCAUCAUCGUCUACCCUCAUCAGUCCGUCCUCGUCCGGUGGGACACUGUACGCUGCCGUACCGCCCCAUCUCGACUAUAUGGCGGGCCGCGAACAGUUGCAGGAGUUCCCAGGCAAGAUACCGCAGCGCAAACGGAAACCACGCACACCAAAGCCGAAGAAAGCGCGACUCAUGGAGCAACCUUUAAUGUGGCAAGUGGCUUUUACCGCGGCGGCACUGAUCGUACUCGGAUGCGGAUAUCUUGCGGCACGGUGAACCGGAUUCAAAUGAUACCACCUUACCAUCGAACGAUUCUCCCAGCGUUUGUCCCAAAAAAAAAAAAAAAAACAUUGUUCAUAGAGCAAUGGGGACCCAACCGCGGAAGUACCAUAAAGCAUCCCAUCAUCAAUCUGCUGGAAUAUGUACGAAAAUUUGCGGAAAAAAACACCAUCAUCAACACAGCUGUUAGUGUUUCGAACCAGUUUGUUUUUUUUUCUUUAUAAAUGCUUAGUUAUAAUGAAAUAAGAAAUGCAUCUUGCAUUGAGAUAAAGCGUCGAUAGACAAGGAAAGCGUUCGGUUAAGAAACUCACACAAAUUAGGAACAACGUGAUAAAAAGACAUAAAAUAGUUAACUUUAUUCGAGCGCGAAUUGUAGAAGCAAAGGAUAUAUAGGAAACGGAAAGCAGAAACAACAAGCAAAAACACUCAUAUUGGUCUCAACUUGCAAAACGUGCAAGUAAUUUAACCAAAUAGCGUUAGGAAAUAUAGCGUUUCUCUCCUUUUUCCCCGGUUUGGGGGCUGCCGCUGUGUAUGUCUGUUACACGUUGUUUUUGGUGUGCCUUUUCACCAUCAUUGCUAGGUCGGAAGUUGUUGCAACUGACACUAAAGUAAAGAGAAUUGAUCAUUGGAAAGCGUCAAAAAGGGGACGUCUUCAAAACGGAAAAGAAAAAAAAAUUUGGCCAAUAUACUCCGAUACUCUCAGUCUCUUCAUCCCGUCUCUACAGCGUAGCGACGUUCGAUCGUUCGGAAAAUUUAAAUGUUGCAUUUUUUGCUGUCCGCAUUUGAAGCGCAUCCCGCUUCGGAAGAGAAAACUUACCAACUUAAUUUACAUUCUGCUUACCAUGUAGUGUUUAACUGAUUUCAAUUCUGGGACUAGUGCAUAGUGCAACAUAAGUAAGGUGGCGGUAACCUGACGAGGGAUACGUAGCGUAAUAUGUGUAGUUUAACCGUUCGUUUGUAAGCUUAGCAGUAUUACAGACCGACAGACAGACGAACCUGUGCCGUUUGAUAUCUCAGAUUUCAGCGUUGCAUUUCAUACACAGGUGUGUAGCACAUCACACCGUUGUGUUGCAGUUGUGCAUUUGCGUUGCAUUGCCGUUCGUCAAUGAAUUUAUUUUAAACACAGCAUUGCAGUAGCUUGUUUUUUUUACAUUACGUUGGAUCUCUUUGUUUGUACUUGUUUAAAACGUUUUUUUCUCAGAACCAUAAUGGUUCAUUAAAGUGAAACAAAUAUCUCCCCGCUUCUGCCAUUUUGAAAGCCUUCCCGUGGGUGGUCGUUUCGCUGUUGGCUUAAACACACCGGAUGACUUUUUCUUGCAUCUCAUAUUUUAUUUUAGUAUACAUUUUUUUAUUUUAUUAAAAAAAAUUUUGAUCUUCCAAAACGUAUCCCUAAAGUUUAAAGUUAAAAUAUUGAUUUUUACUGGAAAAAAUAAGUUCAUUCGUACCAUUUUACGGAAGAACAUUAUAUGAUCAAAUAUUUUGUUUGAAGGUACAUAAAAUGGAAAACAAUUGCGAUGGCAUCUUCAUAGAUGUUAGUUCGUUUAUUUUAACUUAAACUAAAUGAAAACAAGCGCUAGUGACUCAGAAAGCAUUUGCCAUAGUGACGAACGGAAUGGAUCGAAAUCGAAAAAAGCGAUUAGUUUUUACCAACAGAUCGUUGCUUCUCGUAUAAGCGAGAGCGCUUUUGUCAUAUCCCUCGAAAUGUCCUCGAAAUGUAAAUCCAGAUAAUCGUCCCACUGACGGUGAUGAUAAAACGUGAAGGAACAGUGCCAACGUGUCCCGGACGGAGAAUAGUGUAGCAAAGAUGGAUGUGAAUGCAGCAAAAGAAAAAUCAACAAUUAGUCUAAUUUUGUUACUACUAAGAGAACCUUCAAAACGAAACAAAAAGCGAUAUGCUGUAGCUCACAUGAUGACGUGCCUUCGGAAAGGCUGUCCAGUGCUUAUUGUUACGACUAAGAUCUCUAAGCUUAAGCGUGGCGUGAAAGACAGUGAGCGAUAAUAGCUAAAAGUGUAGCUCGGUGUUUAGUUCAAUACGUUACGAAAGUAGACAAGAACGUAAUAAUAGUUUAUAAAGAAACACGCGGAAUAUAAGGAAAAGCCCACAGCGCAAAAGCUUUAGGAAAGGGUAAUAGAAAUGUGCAGUUUACAGUGCGAUGCAGCUAAAACAUCGCACAUACACACAACCGCUGUGAAUGUCCGUGAGCAGGAACGAAGAGAAAAAAAAAUGAGAAGAUGAACCAAUCCUAGAAUCCAAAUAUUCACGAAAAAGAAAUUGUCACUGUGUUAGGUGCCCAAAGAUUUUAACUUUUGUUUCGCUUAUACUUUUGCUAUAAUUGUUUUGUUUUGCUAGUGUUUCCAUCUUCCCUCGUGUUUGCACUUAGCUGUCGAAUACAGUAUUUGCUAGCUUUCUGUUUUUUUUUUAAUUUUUGUUUUUUUACUUUACUUGCAAGUUUCAUUCUUACCCUACUACCUGCUACUAAAGCAUGCAAUAGACGAAGAAAAAUAGCAACUAAAGAUUUAUGUUAACAUGGGCGGAAAGCAAAGACAAGAUUUGAUCUCAGUAUCGGUACUCGAUGGAGUUUGUUUUACUAGCGCUUUGGAGCUCGGUUAGGGUUUUUUUUUAAAUAUGAUUUUGGAACAGUUUAGCUACCACUCACGGUAGCGAAAUCAUCACAAAAACGCAAAACGCAUAACGCAUAGUAUAAUGACAGUGAAAUUCAUGUCGAGAAGCAAACGGGCCACAACAAAACGAAUGCCUGAGGCAGACGGUUCUGUUCCAAACGGAACCGUUUUUGAUGAUUAUUUAAUAAUUUGCCUCUAAGGAGAAUAUGUUUCCUUUGCAUUACACCAACAUGUGCCUAACUCAAGAAUUGCACAAGGUAGACGAAGAAGAAAAAAUCUGCACGCCUGUACAAUUAAAAGUAGAUAAAUUUUUAACUUUUUGGUUUUUUUUAACAAAAGAAAAACCUGCACAAGAAACACAACAAGAAAGAAGGAAUCUUUCUUUUAUUAGAUGAAAAUAAAUAGCUAAAAAAGAAUACAAUUCGAAGACAGAACAUAUUUCGGAACUUAUUCUUUAAAUUCAGCUUAGGAUACGGGGACCGAUACGGCCUACGAACUGGGAAAGAGAGUGAAAGCGAGCGAAAGAGAGAGAGAGAAACAGCUAGAAAAGGAGAUGAUUUUCGUUCGUUUUAAUGUUUCAAUCUUUUUACGUUGUGCUUUUGGCGUACAGACAGGGCUGUGAUGUAGAUUUUUGAUCUCAUUUUAUUAUUUUUGUUGGCAAGAAGAAAGAGCACAAGAGGGGAUCAUGAAGCGAGUAACGACGGUCGCAAAAUGAUCCCUGCAAAAGGGGGUGACAAAGCAAAAUUUCCAUCGUGUCAGGUUUCUCGCGAAGUAAAAGAAGAAGAAAAAAAGGGUUAUCAGUUUAGAGAAACAAAACCAACAGAUACACUAGCAAAUAAUCGCGCAUCCAAUUGCAAGGGACGGUUGAAAUGGAGGCGCUAGAUUAGUCCUCGAGAAAUGGUUUGUUUGCGUGCAGCGUUACCGUUGCGAGGCGUAUGCCAUUUUUUGUAAACUUUUUUUUCUUCUUUGUUUUAUUUGUUUGUUUUUAAGACAUUUAAUUGUAGAUCAUGUCUAGAGCGCAUCGAUCCGUGCCGAAUAGUGCAUUUUUUAAAUAGAUAAUCAAAAUACCCAAUGAGGUAGAGCAACACUCCGGAACGAUCGUUUCGUCCAUUAUUGGCAAACGAUCGUCAAAUAAAGCCCGAGGAAUCAUAUACGAUUCCCGGUAGAACAUUACAUAGUGGUAGAAACGUAAAAUUUAUUUUAAACGUUGGAAACUGUAUCUUUCUUGUAUGAUCGUAAAUAAAACAUGAUGUAAUGAAAAGAAAA
Anopheles funestus (African malaria mosquito) is the source of this 6799-nucleotide messenger RNA. Its product is annotated as secreted protein C-like. Lineage: Eukaryota; Metazoa; Arthropoda; Insecta; Diptera; Culicidae. The transcript is spliced from 4 exons. Bases 1712 to 2908 code for a protein of 398 amino acids. The record is from RefSeq and is a predicted model, not a curated record.